Messenger RNA from Python bivittatus (Burmese python), 774 nucleotides. Lineage: Eukaryota; Metazoa; Chordata; Lepidosauria; Squamata; Pythonidae. The record is from RefSeq and is a predicted model, not a curated record.
AUGAAGAUGGCAAACAAAUGCUGUUCUGCCUCAGACCAGGUGAUACAUAUGGGGUGGGUGAAUGAGAGGCUCCAGGGAGAAGAUUCCCCACAACUAUAUACAUUCAAGUUCCUGGCACUGAAGGGUUCAUCAUUCUAUAUUUUCAGCACACCACCGGUAAGCACCUUAGAUUGGAUACGAGCUGAAAAAACCUAUAACCUCUGUGAGGUUCUAUUUAAAAUUCACAAGCUCUGGCUCAAUAAUGACUGUUGGCUACAAGCAAAUUUAUAUUUGGGUAUUCACCAAGACUAUGAGCUUGAAGAUCAGAGGCCGUAUUGUUUCAGUGUUGUGGUUGGACGUGGCAAGAGUCAUUACUUCAAUGUGGAACUGGGAAGUGAGCUGGCAAUAUGGGAGAAAUCAUUUCAAAGAGCAAUUUUUUUGGAAGUUCAGAGAACAGGGUCUAAAACUUUUAUGUGUACCUGGCAAGGAGAAAGUCUGUGUUUCACCUUAGAUUUUGCUGUGGGAUUCACAUGUUUUGACAAUAAAACAAAGAAGAUUCUCUGGAGAUUUAAAUUUUCUCAGCUCAAGGGGUCAUCAGAUGAUGGAAAAACUCGAGUCAAACUGCUUUUUCAGAAUAUUGAAACAAAACAAAUUGAGACAAAGGAACUAGAAUUUCAGGAUUUGACAGCAGUUUUAAACUGCAUUCAUUCAUUUAUAGCUGCUAAAGUUGCAUCGGUGGAUCCAUCAUUUAUAGACAGCCAGUUCAUUGCAAGAAAAUAUACUUACAGUAAUUAA